Molecule: messenger RNA, 3678 nt
Organism: Thunnus maccoyii (southern bluefin tuna)
Lineage: Eukaryota; Metazoa; Chordata; Actinopteri; Scombriformes; Scombridae
Exons: 4
Coding region: 381-1532 (383 amino acids)
Biological process (GO): protein polyubiquitination; SCF-dependent proteasomal ubiquitin-dependent protein catabolic process
Cellular component (GO): SCF ubiquitin ligase complex
Molecular function (GO): protein binding
Source: RefSeq, a predicted model, not a curated record
GACAUAUAAUAAUACAUUCUCUGUUUGCACCGAGGAGGUUAUACAGAAGAUAUAUCCUUCUUUUCGAACAUCAACCUCCGCCCGGCGGCGCUACGCCAGAGUCAAAAACGUGCAGAUCGGCGGCUUUUGAUGACAUCAUCACUAGCGUAUCACAACAAAAACAACAACAGAGCUCAGCUGUUCAGCAGCUAACUAGCCGGCCUAGUUACCAAAUACUUGCUCUUUACAGCUUUUUAAAACUUCUGGAUUUAUAUCAGCAGGUUAGCUUUUUAACUAAGGACGGGAGGAAGCCUGUUCAAGCAAAAGCCUUCACCAGGAUAGAGAGAUUUAUGGCAAAGCCAGACCACAAGACCUCCCGGUGGAGAUUCUGACUUCCGCCAAUGACCACCAACAUUAUAUCCCCCUCUGUCAUCAUGUCACCGCGGAAGAGACCCCUGGUUCCUGUAAGCAGCCGGCGGAAAGCAGUGGAUGACUACUUCCCUUUCAACUUCCUACCGGUGGAGUGCCAGCUGCAUGUCUUGUCCUUUCUGAAUGAGGUGGAUAAAUGUAGCUGCGCUCUGGUUUGCCUGAGCUGGAGCUGCCUCAUCCGCUCAUGGAAGCUGUGGCGGGUGGCCGACUAUUCCCGUCGUGGCGUCUUCCACCUGGGUCAGGAGGGGCUGCUCGUUUCCAACCGCGAGUUCGAGAGGUGGAAGUCCUGGGUGCACCAUUACACGCACCACCUCAUCUCCCGCCGGGCCAGCCUGCUGACGCUGAAGGCCAGCUUUGACCUGGGCGAUCGCUGUAACAAGUGGGGCGAGCUGCUGAGCCACCUGCUGGAUAACAUCCACUGCAGGGACCUCAGCCACCUAGACCUCAACUGGACCUUCACUCUUCUAGAACCGCUGGACCUCAGGGUCCACUCAAGCUCCAGCUCCCACCAGGACAGCAUUACCAAGAUGGACCAGGUGACCAGUUUCCAGGAGCUGCUGACCAAACUCACACACAGUUGCCCACGCAUCUCCAAGAUGCGUUUACACUUCGACUGGUCAGAUGUGUCCGUGUCGCUGCUCACCCAGUUCCAGCAGCUCCGAGUCCUCGAGCUCAAAUAUUUCUGGGUCUUCAAAGGAGUGACUCCCUCGACGCUGCAGACUCUCACCAAAUCCCUGCCUAACCUGAAGUCUCUGACUCUGCACAUCCUGGUGCCACUGAGGAACCUGGGCAUCUCCUACACUCUGGAGUCUCUCUCUCUGGAGUUCCUGGACGUGUCGCCCAGUCGGGGCCUGGUCUUCUCCUGUCUGAAGCUGCCCGCCCUGCGAGAGCUACGAGCCAAGAAGAUCGUCCGCGGCAUCACACUGGACCGGCGGACCAGGCUCAGGAUCCAGAGCCGGUGGCCCUGCCUGUACCACGUCCUCCGGGAGGGGACGCCAAAGCUCCAGGCCCUAAACAAUGAGAGGCUCCUCCCCACGUGGAGAGAGGAGAGCUAUGGCGAGCUGUCUGCCAUCCUGGAACAGUCCUGUUACUGUGUCCAGCAUCUAGACAGCUGGCUGUGGUAGUCAAUGCUAUGACUUACAAUACAUCAAGUGCAUAAUGGUCAUUCACUGGUAGAUUCCAGAAAAUACACACCAUUCUUGUCUCUGUCUGAAUGAACUAAUUAUUUACGCGGAGGGAUGCAAUAUAGUUGCAGAUGAAAACUGAGACUUAGGUUGUUUCCAGCUCUUCCACAGAAAGCUGCUGUUAUAGCUGGAAAUACUUUACCAAAAGUUGACGAGACAAUGACACACAGCCUUCUAUUCUUCUAUUCUGUUUUUUUUUUUUUUUUGUCCAGUAUCUCCAAAAAGCAAAGGUGCUUCAUGCUUACUGCACUGUGUUGUGUUGGCCUGGAUUCAUUUCCACUCAGUGCUGGAAACAUGACGACAUUUACCACAACUCCACCUGAGCCAUGUGUGCACGGCCCAUUUAUUGUGAAAAGAAGACUAAAUACAGUGAGUGGAAUGGCUUCUCCAAGUUGUGGAGAGUUUUGCAUUUUAAACUCAGCCUGAGUUUAUUCCACAGAGAAUAGUACAUUGGAGGAUUAGGACCACUGGUAAAAACAAAUCUGAGUUUUUGAGAAUCAAGGCAAAAUAUUUUGAUAAUAAAAGUCAUAUUUGUGCAAGAAAUAGUUGUAAUAUGUCAAGUAUUUUAAAAAGCUGUACUGUUAUGAGGCAAAAGUCAUAAUUUCAAGAAAAAAGGCAUUACAUUUUGUGAAAAGGUUGUAAUUUUCAGGAAAAAGCUGUAAUGUAUCGAGAAUAAAGUUCUGAAAUAUUUUGAGAGAAAGGUUGCAGCGUUAGGGGACAAAAGUGAACAUUUCAAAUUGUAAUAUGAGAAAAAGUUGUGGUCAAACUUGAAAUAUCACAGCUUUUUUCUCAAAAUAUUAAUAUACAUGGACUUCAUUCUCGCUAUUAGAUUACUGAGAAGUUGAAUACAGCUUUUUUCCUAACAACAGUUAUAGAAAACUGAUUUGUACUGUACUGUAAAUUCAACUAUUGUUAUUAAUUUGGUCAUUGAUUGAAUUCGAUCGUAUUUAUCCUCAAACAUCCAGUCAUCCACUGUUUCCAAUGGAAGGACCAGGCUGUAUAGAAAAUACAGGAAUAGAGUCCUCUGCUAGAGAAUUGCACAGUUGACAGAUAAGAUCAGGUGUGCACAUGCUGUAAAUAUUUAAAAAAUUGACUUAAAUUGAUCACAUGCUCAUAGAAUACAUAUAAUAAAUUGUAUCCUACACAUUUGAACUAUGUCAUUUUAGUAAUACAGAAAAAAAUUUCAACAAUCAGUGUGAGGUAAAGUCACUUAUUAAACCAAAAAUGGGUCAAGGACCAAAUCCUGUAGAAUACCAGAUAUCCUGAAAACCCAAACUGGUUCUGUAUCUGCACUCUGACAUGGCUGCUGAAUACUUGACACAUUCACAGGCAGCAUUAAGCUGGUGUAAUUCUUAUUACAGCCUGUCAAGAAUGCUGCACAACUUAACCAGAGUUCAUUCCAGUGCUGGACCAAUUUGCACCCAACAUAUUUUUCUUGAAAGCCUUUUUUGGGUUGUUUCAUUAUUGAUGUGUGUUGCAUUAGUGGAAUUGCAUUGUGUGUGUUUCUCCCAAAAGCAGCGACAGCUAAUGCAAUGAUUUUAUGAGGUUUUAAAAGAUUUAAACUUGCUUAAAAUAAAGAAAUGUAUCAACCAUUCCUGUUUGGAAAGGUUUUGCAUAUUUCCACUGCUGUCAUGGGAGCUUGUUGUUGCUCAAAGCACCACAGCAAGUGAGUGACCAAAGUCCAGCUGUUUUCCAUGUGUGGAUUAAGUUUUGGAUCAUAGACUCCAGAUAAUGUAUGUGAAAUUUGUGAAAUUUUAUUUUCAUUCCUUUUUACCAGGAGCCUCAACUGUUUGCCUCUGACAGCUGAGAAAUAGAAUCAGUGCUUCUGCAAUUAUCCUCCUAAUCAGCAGAGGUCCUUAUUGUCAAAGGUUUGGCCCUGAAGAUUUCUCGUCUUACAGCGGAACCUUGUGUUUACAGCUGCGCUAGUGUAACAUUGUCCUCUAAAUCAAUGGCUUCUGAUCAUUUCACUCCAGGACAUGUGUUGUACGAGUAGCAGAUUUGUGCUUGAGGGUAUUUAUGCUCUUUGGAAUAUAUCAAGUGUAUGUGUGAGGUUUGGUGGAAAUGAUAAAACUUUGAUUGUACAAUA